Molecule: messenger RNA, 3351 nt
Organism: Megalopta genalis
Lineage: Eukaryota; Metazoa; Arthropoda; Insecta; Hymenoptera; Halictidae
Product: androglobin
Source: RefSeq, a predicted model, not a curated record
GGAAGCUGUUCCGCUGGCUGAAAUGGGCGAUCGAGAUGGGAAUAAUUGACCCGGUCGAGUACUUCGUCCCGAUCCGUUCCCUGAAGAUCGUCAGUCCCCUGAAAGAAUUCAACGAAAGCGUGGUCGGCAAAUACACUGCGAUGACCGUUGACGAAACCAACCGAGAAGUCACCGCCGAUCCUGCACACACAUCGGAGAAGUCCGAGAAGAAGAGCCGUCGCGACAAGUCGAAGGAGUCGAAGAGCCAGAAGGAGUCGUCUAAGAAGUCGCCAGGGAAGGUCGAAGAGGCCGGGAGGAGCCUGCCGGACAUCAGCUUCUGGGCGGACUUCAACAAGCUGGAGCCGUACAUCAGGGACGUCCACUUCUUCUACAAGCUAGACUACUUCGACUACACCGCCAGAAUCUCGGAUCGCUUCCGAGGCGCCGAAGGAAGCGUUCAGAAACCGGAGUCGAAGAAGAGUGGCAAAACGGGGAGCAGAGGAGCUUCUCCCGUCCCGGGUACUAAGGAGGAGACGAAGUUCGUGGACGUCUAUCACUGGCCCCGGGGGUUGUCGAGGACCAGGAACGAGCCGUUGUACAUCUUCACCGACUCCACGGACAGCAAGUUCUUCCUGAUCAGCUUCGCCACGUUCCAGAUGCCCGGGGAGCCUCAGCUCCCGCCGACUAAUUCCAGAGAGAACAGCAUCGAUCCGCCACCGGAGCCAGGCUUCGCUGAAUCCGCGGCGAGCAGGGACUAUCUGAUCGUCGAGAGACACAGCUGGUUCCACAGACAGAAGUACGGCAACGACCUGGUCCACCUUCCGACAGCGGGCACCAGGACGACCGUGCUGGAGCUGGAGCCCGGAAGACACUUGCUGCGAGUUUACUGCGGCUUCGAGGGCAACUGCUUCACGACCAUCUCCUCGGACACGAUCUUCCACGUGGGCGACCGCCGGAAGAUGUACGAGCUGAUGACCACGGAGUCCGACACGAUCGACCAGACGGUGAAGCACAUCAGCAACUGCGUGAGCAACGCGUACCAGUCGUUCGGCACCGACAGGUUCCAGGAGGCGAUGAAGAUGUACUACAAGAGCUACAUGCCGCCGGAGCCCGCCCAGAAGAAGAGGAUCAAGAUCUUCUACCACUUCAUACACGCGUGCUUCAUCAGCGAGGAGGCCAGGCUGAUCAAGGAGCUCGUGCCGAAGGACGAGGCGCGAGGCAUCCUGAGGGCGCUCAAGAUACUUUUCCUGAAUCCUUUGAUCGGCGAACAGGUGAAUCCGUUCUCGCUAGCGUUGAAAGCCAUCAGGGACGGCAGCACGCCUAGAACCUCGAUCGAGAGGAGCAGGCACCUCGCCGAAACCUCGAUCGAGAACGGUAUCCUGGACAAGGACUACUUCGCGUCCGUUAUCCAGUCCUUCUUCAGGGGGAUUGUGAUCAGGAAGUACAAGCGGAUCCACAGUCCCAAGCACGAGGAGCACCAGGAGGUCCUGGAGAAUUUGCUGAAGGUGGUGGAGCUGUUCAAUUACAACAAGAGGGAGUCCUUGGCCAGCCAGCUGUUCAGGUACAUCUUGAAGCACUUCGACAGGCUCCGGGACAUGUAUCCGUCCUCCAAGGAGUUCGAGUUCACGAUCCAGAAGCAAGAGCUGACCGGGACGUUGCCAGGACUGAAGCCGGGUCAGUGGACACCCAUCGUCAGGCUGCUGGUGAACGCUCGCGUCCAGGAAACCGUAUUCGCGAGCGUCGACCUGUUCGUCAACUUGCCCAGGUACUGCGUGCGCGUCUUCAACAACGACACCAAGCAGGAGAUGCUGCGGGUGGUGAACAACGUGGUGCCGUCGCGCUACGAGCACACCAACUUAGGGUACACGGUGCUCGCCUACGGCUGGGCCGACGAUCAGCCAACGAGAGACGCGCCCUGGUCCCUGCUCGUCGUCACCAAGAAAGCGGAGCCGGUCUUUUACACCAUGGACGACAGUCCGUCCAGCAAACUGCAGGCUCCUCCGCUGGUCACCCAGGAGCUGAGCAACUACUACAUACCCAACAACAGGGGUUGCAUCGCGAAGUGGAUCGCUCGGGUCACCAAACCUACCGUGGCGUCCUUCCGGCUGAGCACGUCCUACGACAACGUGAAGAUCCACCUGAGAGUGAUGGACGCCGACGAGGAUACACUGUCCGAGAUAAACGGAACAUCGGUGGUCAUCCUGCCCCUUGCUUACCUGGGCCUGACAACGGAGCCCAGCACCGUGCACUUCAAAUUCGAAUCUUCCGGCGAGCGCAGACUGACUGGCGUCAGCGCUAACAACGACCAAGCAGACCGAGUUCCGAACGGAGAUGGGAGUGGUGACGCGAAAGAUUCCAUCCAGAAGCUCGAUGUCAACGCGAGCGGAAUCAGCGCGCAGACGCUGAUCCUUCGUACUUAUUACGUGGAGGCCUUCGCUCUCGACGAAAGCUGGCCCCUCAGCAAGUCGGAGUGGGCCGUGGUGACACAGGUGAAAUCUAGACGCGCUGGAUCUAUCGUUCGAGCGAAGCCGUCCGUCGUCAGCUUAGGCAAGUCGGCGAAGUCCGAGUCGUCCAGGCUCAGGAGGACUUCCAGAACCUCCAGCGAAAUCGGUCUGCUGGAGAAGCCUUACUGGGUCCUCCAGGUGGUCACCGAUUCCGGGAGCGGCUUCGAGAUAGCGGAGGACAAAUCGAAGGAAGAGAAAAUCGGAAAGAUGAAGGAAGCCUGGUUCGCGGAGAAUCCGGACAGCAUGGCGCGCGGCAAGCAGCUUCGUGAAGAGUUCCGAAAGAAACACGAGAUCGUGCCAGAGGUCUCCGAAAUAGACACCAGGAAGAGGCACAUGAGCGAGUGUUGCCCGGACGUUCCGAGGUCCAUGUUAGAGGAACGAACCCUGGAGCCUCCUCGUUCGUUUCGCAAGCUUCCUCUGCUGAAACUGUCCGAUUACGAGGUGAAAGAGGACGAGGAGGACGUCCCGUGGUUGAAGACGAUCUACGACGAGGAGAUCCUGAGGAACACGCGAUUGGCGCACAUCAUUUACGCCCAGGAGGACUAUAAUUACUCUAUCGAGGAGUUGAGCGGACUGAUGAAAAACCGAAAGGAACGGUAUCGGAUGCUUUUCCAGGAACACCAAGGUCAGCUGUCCAAGAGGAGGACCAUCGUGGAGGACGUUUACGAGUUGCGGAAGUCUUAUAUCGCGACCAUGAAGUCGGAGAGCGGCAAGGGCAGCAGGAAGAGCAUGAAGACCAGGAGUUCGAAGUCCAAGAAAGUUUGAUGUCAUCGUUUGCGAAGAUGGUACAAUAGUUAAUUGUUUUCUUGGGUUUUUAAUCAAUUUGAUUGGAAAUGUUGGAUUCUCGGAAACGGACAAUGGAGGUAGA